AUGGCUGCUGAGGCCGUGAUGAGAAAGUUUUGGUGUUUCUAUCGUGUGGCGCCCGAUAUUGCGGAGACGGCGAACAGGACUUUGCGGGCGACGUGUGAGAGGUUGACACCGCAGGUGUGGUACAACCAAAGGAUCACGUCCGCUAGUCACUUCUGGGCACAGAGAGGCGAGAGGGUCCACAAGCCGGACAUUAUCGGUAAGAAUGCUAAGGCCGAGUACGUGAUGACGGUGGAGGACUACAUGUCGGUUAUCCCCGAUUGGGCCGAGCCGCAUGCCGAGGCAUGGGAGGAGAUGGUUAGGACGAGGUGGCUCAAGCUGGACGAGGACUUUGCAGCCGUGGCGAGGCGGAACGCGGAGAACCGAGGCGACGGUGGCACACACUGCGGGGGAAACCUCAGCUACGAGCGCUACGCGGGGAAGACGGUAUGUAUACAUUUUAUUUUCCGUCAGGUUCAAAGUUGAUACUCACAACAUUUCCUUUCGCGAUGCAGAGGGCCGAGUUAGGACCCGGGGAGGAGAUUUCUGACGUCGAGAUAUACAACAAGAUGCGGCUUAAGAGGCCCGAUCUCUCGCAGCCUUAGCCCUCGCUCCCUGAGUACUUCGGCACCUACGCCGAGGACCGAGAACUACUGCGCGAUGGUGAGGCAUCGUCACCCGGAGGUGGAUGACCCCAUGAGCGCGGAGAUCGAUGAGGAGUCGUUGGUCCUGUCGUCCGGAGGGUUGCCGCAUGGCCGUCUCAAGAUGCUUAACAAGGCCGUCAAGCAUACCCUCACCACGACCUUCACGCGUCUCAAGGCGGGCCUCACCAAGGACAACCCCCCUCUCCCGCCUCGUCGCCAGCCUCGGCAACCCGCA
This is a messenger RNA of Lolium perenne, 855 nucleotides long. The record is from RefSeq and is a predicted model, not a curated record. NCBI's taxonomy places the organism in Eukaryota, Viridiplantae, Streptophyta, Magnoliopsida, Poales, Poaceae.